Molecule: messenger RNA, 1191 nt
Organism: Oikopleura dioica
Lineage: Eukaryota; Metazoa; Chordata; Appendicularia; Copelata; Oikopleuridae
Source: the annotation of a GenBank genome assembly
AUGUCCGACGGUUUAGAAAUCCACUCAAUUCUCGAAUUCGGCGACGAACCUGCCCCCGGCCUCUGGUGGGUUCUUUCUCCUUCCGGCGAGUCCCCGCCAAUUCGCGCAGGAGCUGCCUCCCUCGUUGUCAAAAACGAGGAGCGACCAGAACUCGACGAAAAAAUCGUUAUCACCGGUGGCGCAACACCUGACGGAUUCAUCGACAAUUGCGUUGAGUUGAAUUUAUUUACGGGCGCGUGGAGGGCACUUGAGUCAACACAGUUUACCGCGAGAUAUGAGCACGCAAUGAUAUCAACAAGCGCUGAUGAUAACAAUGGCGGUCAACUAGCGCCACUCGUGCUGCUCGGUUCGAGUAAUUCAGAAAAUUCGACGGUGCAGGCUCAAAAGCUUACAGUUUCCGGCUGGGAGAAGGUUGAUUUCAGUGGACCUGCGAUAAGCUCAAGAACCGUGGCUCAACCGUGCUUUAGCGAUAAGAAGCUCUUCAUUUGGUCAGGCGGCACUCCUUCCGGCCCAUCACAAGAUCAAUCCGUCUACGUCGUCUCCGAUGGAACCAGCGUCGAAAAACACAAGAUCUCCGGCGAAGUGCCCUGCCCAACUCAAGAAUACGCCGCUUGCGCUAACGAGGAGUUCAUGUUCAUCCACGGGGGCUUGACUGCAACGGGAAAAUCAAAUUCUCUUUACCGAAUCAACCUCAAGACUUUCCGCUCAAAAUGCUGCUCAAUCGUCAAUCCUCCUGGAAAUCUGGCAAUGCACAAAAUGGUCCUCUUCGACGACCGAAUCUUCCUCUUUGGAGGUUUGAACGAAGAAAACAUCGUUUCCGACGAGCUUUGGGAAUUGAGCCCGACGAACGAGCACUGGACUCAAUUCAAAGCAAGAAAAGUUGUUUUCGAAACGAAGCCCACGCCCAGAUUAGCCUUCAACUUCCAUGUUUUGAAUCUUCCUAUCGCUCCAAAAACUUCCCAGAAUUCUGAGCAACCAACGAAUCUACCAGGAACACCAAACAUUCAACCCAUCGACGACUGGAAAGUCACUAUCGACGGAGCCAACAUCAAUCCAGAAUCCAGCGAAUCAAAAGUCGACGUUUCCGGCUAUUCCUCAACGCCAGUUCUUUUCAUCCACGGCGGUUGCGAUGCUGAAGGCGAGUUUUUCAACGAUCUCUACGUUGCCGCUAUUCCUCCGAAAGCAGAAUAG